UGUGACGUCAUCAGGCGAGUGAAAGACAGAAAGUGAAAGAAAACUGCAGAGAAAGCAGAAGCAGAAAUCAGACAAAACCUUCCUGAAUCUGGAGAAAACAGCGGAUAUUCACUCACAGGCAUGGUGUCCUCCAGUGGUCUGAAUGAGGAGCUCCAGUGCUCCAUCUGUCUGGAUGUGUUCACUGAUCCAGUCACCACUCCAUGCGGACACAACUUCUGCAGAACCUGCCUGAACAAAUACUGGACAAUCACACACACCUGCUGCUGUCCUUUAUGUAAAGAGGAAUUCAGCAAACAGCCUGAUCUGAAGGUCAACAUCGCACUGAGAGAGGUGGUGGAGCACUUUAAGCAGCAGAGCAGUCCAGCAGAAUCUGAGACGACGGAGGACAGAAUGAAGAUUCAAGAGAUCCGCCACUCAGAGGACUCGAAUAAGCCUCCUGCCUCCAGUGGAUUUCCUACAUCUCAAAUACUCCACAUGUCAAACUGGAUAGUUGCUAGUCUGGUGGUCCUGCUGGCUGUGUCAUUACUGUUCAUCAUGCCUGCUUCUCAAAACAUCCGGUUGGAGUUGGUACAGAAACAUGCAGUGGAUGUGACUCUGGAUCAUGACACGGCGAAUCCAUUUCUCAUCCUGUCUGAUGAUGAAAAACAAGUCAGUUGUGGAUACGUUGAGAGGAACAUUCCAGAAAACCCAGAGAGGUUUAAUGAAACGGCUUGUGUUCUGGGGAAACAGGGCUUCAGUUCUGGUAAAUUUUACUAUGAGGUGCAGCUGAAGGGGAAGACUGACUGGACUGUAGGAGUAGCUAAAGAAUCCAUCAGCAGAAAAGGGCAGAUCAUACUGAGUCCUGAGAAUGGGUUCUGGACAGUGUGGCUGAGGAAUGGAAAAUAUGAAGCCCUGAAAUCUCCACCUGUCUCUCUCUCGCUGUGGACGAGCCCUGAGAAGGUUGGAGUGUUUGUGGAUUAUAAGAAGGGUCUGGUCUCCUUUUAUAAUGUGGAUGCCAGAUCUCACAUCUACUCUUUCACAGCUCAGACUUUCACUGAAACACUCUAUCCAUACUUUAGUCCAUGUCUAAAUGAUGAUGGUAAGAACUCAAAGCCACUGAUCAUCACACCUGUUGUAAUCGAUGUCAGCUCAGAUUAACAGCAGGAGGAGUUUGAUUAUUAAAGCUGGAUUAACUGUGGGUGUUCUGUUGUUUUA
Messenger RNA from Danio aesculapii, 1194 nucleotides. RefSeq names its product bloodthirsty-related gene family, member 31 (gene btr31). Lineage: Eukaryota; Metazoa; Chordata; Actinopteri; Cypriniformes; Danionidae. The record is from RefSeq and is a predicted model, not a curated record. Gene Ontology annotation, biological process: protein ubiquitination. Gene Ontology annotation, molecular function: ubiquitin-protein transferase activity; protein binding.